Messenger RNA from Aspergillus niger, 708 nucleotides. RefSeq lists its product as uncharacterized. Lineage: Eukaryota; Fungi; Ascomycota; Eurotiomycetes; Eurotiales; Aspergillaceae. Gene Ontology annotation, cellular component: zeta DNA polymerase complex. The record is from RefSeq and is a predicted model, not a curated record. The transcript is spliced from 3 exons. The coding region runs from base 1 to 708 and encodes 235 amino acids.
AUGACAACUUUUUCCGCCCCGGUCACCGCACCUAGAUCGAUGCCCAACAAUCAGUCUGCGUUGGCGGCAUCCUUCACCAAUUUCCUCACCGUAUCAAUACACCAGAUCCUGUUUCUACGUUCGGUCUAUCCACGAGCCACGUUCCUCCCCGUGCGGGCGUACAACUAUCCCGUCCGACAAUCCCGUCACCCCAAGGUGUGUGAUUACAUCAAUGACGCGUCAAUUGCGGUCGGAACGGAGAUCUUGAAAGGCACAAUAACCGCUGUCAGCAUUAUCAUCUCCUCCCUCCGCACGAAUCAACCCCUCGAACGAUAUGCCUUUGAUUUAUCGGGCUUCCCCCCGGGUGUUCCCGUAACCGACCGGGCUUCCGCCCCCACAUCAGUCGACCUUGAAGCGCAAUUCCGGGCCUGUUUAGCAAGACUGGCUUCAGCUUGUGCGCGCCUGACUCCUUUGCCUCGGGACGAUGAAUUCAGUUUCACCGUUUGCAUCGAGGUGCGGGAAGAUGCUUUACCCCCGGCGGGGACCACAACCGAAGAACAGACAUGGAUUGUGGCCGAACCGGAUAAGGUCCACCUCCGAUCGUGCACCGCCCCUUACUCCACGGUCCCGGUACGACGUGUAGAAGCUGGAGAGCUUCGACUGGAACUAUGGGUGGAAGAGGCACGGCAGAAGUUUAAUGAACCGGUGGACUCUGAACAUCCACCAUGA